Mucor mucedo is the source of this 998-nucleotide messenger RNA. RefSeq lists its product as uncharacterized. Bases 12 to 998 code for a protein of 328 amino acids. Gene Ontology annotation, cellular component: cytoplasm. Gene Ontology annotation, biological process: rRNA base methylation. Lineage: Eukaryota; Fungi; Mucoromycota; Mucoromycetes; Mucorales; Mucoraceae. The record is from RefSeq and is a predicted model, not a curated record. The transcript has 2 exons. Gene Ontology annotation, molecular function: rRNA (uridine-N3-)-methyltransferase activity.
CAUAAAUAAAUAUGGGUAGAUUGAAGAGAAAGAAGUUGGUCAAUGCACUUGAUCGUAUGCUUGAUAAGAACGCCUGGAAAGCUGAACAAGAACGUAAAGCAAAAGCUUUAGCCGACAAUGCCGAAAAGGCCAAAAGAAACCAAAUCAAGGCAAAGAAGGCCGAUUCAGAAACUAUCCGUGUCCGACCCCAAUUCAAGUCCAAGGACAAGAUCUUGUUGAUUGGCGAAGGUAAUUUUUCGUUUGCUAGAUCCUUAGCAGAGAACUAUCUUGAGGAAGGCUCCGAAAACAUGGUUGCUACUUGUUAUGAUACCGAAAAAGUCCUGUAUGAAAAAUAUGGUGACGAAGCAAAAGAUAACGUAGAGUUAAUUCGUGAAUAUGGUGCCACCGUAUUGUUUGAAGUAGAUGCAACUGAUUUUCCCAAGGAAGUCAAAAAGAAUAGAUACCACAAGAUUAUUUUCAAUUUUCCUCAUGCAGGCUCUGGUAUCAAAGAUCAAGAUCGUAACGUUGUUGCCAAUCAAAAGUUGUUAAAUGGAUUCUUUGAUGCAGCAACACCAAUGUUAACAAAAGCGUCUAAAGGAGAAAUCCCAGCAACCAAAUCAAAUACUCGACAAGCAGAAGAGGAGAUUGUUCCUGAUGGAGAAAUCCAUGUGACAUUAAAGACUUGUAAGCCUUAUAAUUUAUGGGCAGUCAAGGGUUUAGUGAAGGCAAAUGGUGUUUUGGCAGUGAAAGGUACAACACCGUUCUAUGCGGAUGAUUUCCCUGGAUACGAACAUCGUCGUACAUUAGGUUACAAGGAAGGAUUAAGUAAAGGCGCCAAUGCCGAAAUUUUAUCAGCAGAGCCAAAAACAUACAUGUUUGUUAGAAAAGAAGUAAUGGAUUUAGAAAAUGAAAAGAGUAUCAAGGGUUCUUUAAAGAGAAAAUUAGAGAUCAAGAAACUCAAGAUGGGAAAGAAGAAAUUGGCCUGCUUUUUUAUCCUAUUAGUUGACUCCGACUAUUAG